Molecule: messenger RNA, 1538 nt
Organism: Pungitius pungitius (ninespine stickleback)
Lineage: Eukaryota; Metazoa; Chordata; Actinopteri; Perciformes; Gasterosteidae
Gene: alg2
Product: ALG2 alpha-1,3/1,6-mannosyltransferase
Exons: 5
Coding region: 228-1445 (405 amino acids)
Cellular component (GO): endomembrane system
Molecular function (GO): alpha-1,3-mannosyltransferase activity; GDP-Man:Man(1)GlcNAc(2)-PP-Dol alpha-1,3-mannosyltransferase activity
Source: RefSeq, a predicted model, not a curated record
AUUCUGAAGGAGACGUGUCUCACAGGAAGCGCGUCUCGUUACGUUGAGGAAACAGACGCCAUUGUUGCUCAAAGACCGCAAAUAGCGCCGAUCAGAACAAGAUGAUUUGAGCCAACAUGGCGCCCUAAGCGAUAGAGUUUCAUGACACUUCGAGAAGUAAUGGUGCAUACAGACGAGCACAAUCACAGGUAGCCGACCCUAAGCACGGUGGUUGAGAGAUCGGAAGGAUGGCGCGGGUGGUGUUUCUCCAUCCAGACCUCGGCAUCGGCGGAGCAGAGAGACUGGUGGUAGAUGCCGCUGUCGCUCUGAAGAGUCAGGGAUGUAGUGUACAGAUUUGGACGGCCCAUUACGACCCGGCACACUGCUUCUCGGAGACCCUGGACCCAGAGCUGCCUGUAGUGUGUGUGGGUGACUGGCUGCCUACCAGUGUGUUUGGUUACCUGCAUGCUCUGUGUGCCUACCUGAGGAUGAUCUAUGUGGCCCUCUACCUGGUCUUCCUCAGCGGGGUGGAGUACGACGUCGUCUUCUGCGACCAGGUGUCAGUGUGUAUCCCGGUGCUGCGGUUGUCCCGUCUCAGGAAGAAGGUUUUGUUUUACUGUCACUUUCCAGACCAGCUACUGACUCAGAGGAAGUCAACCCUGAAGAAGCUUUACCGCGCUCCCAUUGACUGGCUGGAGGAACGCACCACUGGCAUGGCUGAUAUGAUUCUGGUAAACAGCCAGUUCACCGCAGGCAUCUUCGCAGAGACUUUUCGUGCUCUAAGAGGAGUCCAGACAGAUGUCCUCUAUCCGUCCCUCAACACGCGUACCUUUGACCAGCAGUCCAGUGAAGCACAAGGCCUGGAAGGGCUGCUCCCCGAGGGAACCUCGUGCCUAUUUCUCUCUCUGAACCGAUACGAGAGGAAGAAGAAUCUGGGGCUGGCUCUGGAGGCUCUUGCAUCCCUGAAGAGAAGCCUUCCUCCAGGCCAGAGUGCAGGUAUCCACCUGGUGGUGGCGGGGGGCUACGAUGACAGAGUUACUGAGAACGUUCAACAUUAUGCCGAGCUGAGAGAGCUCGCAGCACAGCUCAACUUGGAAGACUUUGUCACUUUCCUGCGCUCCCCCUCUGAUUCACUGAAGGUGGCACUGCUGCGGGGCAGCGCAGCUGUGCUGUACACCCCGAGCAGAGAGCAUUUUGGAAUCGUUCCCGUCGAGUCCAUGUAUUGCCGCUGCCCCGUUAUCGCAGUGAACUCUGGGGGCCCCCUGGAGAGCGUGGCAGACGGCGAGACGGGCUUCCUGUGCGAGCCCACGGCGGAGGCCUUCUCUGAGGCCAUGGAGAGGCUCGUGAGGGAGCCGCAGCUCCGCAGGGACAUGGGACAAGCCGGGAGAAGGAGGGUUCAAGAUAAAUUCUCUCUCCAGGCCUUCUCAAACCAGCUGCACGGGUACAUCGUCAGGCUGAGCCAGUGAUGUGAACGAACAUCGAAUUGGGAAUCGUCUGUUGAUGAGAAGGGUCUUCAGUGCGGUGAAGAGGAUGUCUCCUUGAAGAGAAUGUGUGUGUGU